Musa acuminata AAA Group (dessert banana) is the source of this 1996-nucleotide messenger RNA. RefSeq names its product RNA polymerase sigma factor sigE, chloroplastic/mitochondrial. The record is from RefSeq and is a predicted model, not a curated record. The transcript is spliced from 5 exons. Gene Ontology annotation, molecular function: DNA-binding transcription factor activity. Lineage: Eukaryota; Viridiplantae; Streptophyta; Magnoliopsida; Zingiberales; Musaceae. Gene Ontology annotation, biological process: regulation of DNA-templated transcription; DNA-templated transcription initiation. Bases 280 to 1797 code for a protein of 505 amino acids.
GCCCCGCCCCCGCCUCGUCCUGCUUCCCCACUCUCCACGUCUCGCCCCCCUCGAUCACCACCUUCUCUCCGUCCGAUCCCCUUCUUCGGCCGAUCAUGGCCGUUGGAUUGCUUCCCCGGUCUACCAGCGUGUGGUAGCCAUUUUCCCUCGCUAUAUAACUGCUACUUUUUCCCUGCUCCAUUCACCGUCUCGAAAUCCCACCGGAAGUUGUUCUCUCCGAACUCCGCACGCUAACCGCCGUCAUCACCGGUCGUCGUGCAUCGAGAUUCGCGUCUCGGCAUGGGAGUCGUCGCUGUGCCCAGCUCCGCCUCCCGAUCGCCCUUCGGCAGCGGCCUCGCCGUCCGCCGGUCGUCGCCGCUCCGCCGACCCUUCUUCUUCUUGGCCUUCAAGGGCGGCCCCGGCCCCAAGUGCUCGGCCUUGGUCACGCCGCCGGAGGCCGUCACGCAGGAGGCCGUGAAGGAGCCGAAGAAAAGCCCAGCGAGAGCCGCCAAGCGGUCCAAGAGAGGGAAGGCCGUCGCCGUCGUCGCGGCCCCCACGACCGCCGAUCCCUCCGAUGCUUGCCCUCGCGAUCCGGACUACAGCGAGGUUGCCGCCGCCCUCGAGAACAUCUACAAGCUCAGCCCGGCCGAUGUCUCGGACGGGGAGGAGAGCGGCCGCCAGACCGUGGUGAAAGAUGGGAGUUUGGGGGUGGACAAUGUGGUCAGGAACCGGAAGAAGAGGGUGAAAAGGUUGGGUCUCGAGGAAAGGAUAUCCAUGAGGCGCAGGCCGAAGGAGGAGGCGGGGACGGAAGCAAGGAGAGGCGAAGGAAGGGAGUUUGAUGAGGAUGUGGAGAUAUUAGUCAGGGAGUACUCCGGCUCCACCAAUUUGGACAGUUUGGACUGGAAGAGGAUGAAGAUACCGCCAGUUCUUAGCUCGGCCGAGCAUACUUGGCUUUUCAAGCUGAUGCAACCCAUGAAGGCAAUACUUCAAGUGAAGGAGGGCAUGUACAAGGAUCUGAACAGGGAGCCGACCGACGGUGAGCUGGCAGAUGCAGUUAACAUGAGUGUUCCACAAUUGAGAAGACAUAUAGAAGUUGCUCGGGCAGCAAGAGACAAGCUAAUCAAGCACAACCUUCGGCUAGUUUUGUUUGUAAUAAAUAAGUAUUAUCCAGAGAUUGCAAGCGGCCAGAAGUUCCAAGAAUUUUGUCAAGCGGGAGCAAAGGGUCUCAUUACUGCCAUUGAUCGGUUUGAACCAAAGCGUGGUUUCCGUCUAUCCACAUACAGCCUCUUUUGGAUUCGGCAUUCUAUUAUUCGAUCAAUGACACUCUCAAGCUUCACAAAAGUUCCUUUUGGGAUUGAAUCGGUCAGGCAAGAAAUUAAAAAAGCCAAACUAGAGCUAUCAUUUGAGCUGGGAAGAUUGCCUACCGAAGAAGAGAUCGUGGACAGGGUUGGAAUAUCCUUGGAAAGAUAUAAUGAAGUUAUGAAGGCAUCAAAACCAGUACUCUCACUCAAUGCACGGCAUGUGGUAACACAAGAAGAGUUUAUCAACGGCAUCACUGAUAUUGAUGUAGGAGGUGAUAAACGUAGACAGCCUGCAGUCCUACGACUUGCUCUUGAUGAUGUGCUGGAUUCACUAAGGCCGAAGGAGAGCUUGGUAAUCAGACAGAGGUAUGGGCUUGACGGCAAAGGUGAUAGGACUUUGGGAGAGAUUGCGGGAAACCUCAAUAUCUCCAGAGAGAUGGUGCGGAAGCAUGAACUGAAGGCUCUCCUGAAGCUGAAACAUCCAACUCGGGUUGACUAUCUCCGAAGAUAUGUUUGACUCAUGAGUUGAUGCAUUUGUACCAUGUAUACGUGUAUAUAUGGUAGUCAUUGUACCGAUAUCGAACUUCCACCUCAUAUACUUGUUAUGGUCAAAGAGAAAUCUUUGUAUCAUAGCCACACUAUCAGAAAUACAGUGGAAUUGUUUAUAUACAGUCAUUCUGGUUGAGUACACAUGAAACUAAAGCUAUUCUGUGAUA